AUGUCCCACCCUCUCAUUGGCUGCGUUGGUGGUAGGUGCUGCGACAUCGGCUCCAGCACACAGCGGCCCACCGUACACCCGAACAAACCCUGGCCGGUCGUUACCCACGGGUCCAGUGAAAGCAGUGCCUCACCCCCGGAGUUUCUGAUUGGAACCCUCCGAGUAUGGCUGAAGAGAGACAGCGGUCAGUACUGGCCCAGCAUUUACCACACAAUGGCCUCUCCUUGCUCUGCUAUGGCUUACCAUCAUGAUAGUAGACGGAUAUUUGUGGGCCAGGAUAAUGGAGCCAUCAUGGAAUUUCAUGUUUCGGAAGAUUUUAAUAAGAUGAACUUUAUCAAGACCUACCCAGCUCAUCAGAACCGGGUGUCUGCCAUCAUCUUCAGCUUGGCUGCAGAGUGGGUCAUCAGCACCGGCCACGACAAGUGUGUCAGCUGGAUGUGCACGCGGAGUGGGAACAUGCUCGGGAGGCACUUCUUUGCCUCCUGGGCCUCGUGUUUACAAUACGAUUUUGAUACUCAGUAUGCUUUUGUCGGGGACUAUUCUGGACAGAUCACUCUGCUGAAGCUUGAGCAGAACACCUGUUCAGUUAUCACAACCCUCAAAGGACACGAAGGUAGUGUUGCCUGCCUCUGGUGGGACCCUAUGCAGCGGUUACUCUUCUCAGGAGCCUCUGACAACAGCAUCAUCAUGUGGGACAUCGGAGGAAGGAAAGGCCGGACACUACUGCUUCAGGGCCAUCAUGACAGGGUGCAGUCGCUGUGCUACCUUCAGCUCACGAGGCAGCUGGUCUCCUGCUCGUCUGACGGUGGAAUUGCCGUGUGGAACAUGGACGUUACCAGAGAAGAGGCUCCUCAAUGGUUGGAAAGUGAUUCUUGUCAGAAGUGUGAGCAGCCCUUCUUCUGGAACCUGAAGCAGAUGUGGGACACGAAAACUCUGGGACUAAGACAGCACCACUGCAGGAAGUGCGGGCAGGCCGUCUGCGGGAAGUGCAGCAGCAAGCGCUCCAGCUACCCCAUCAUGGGCUUCGAGUUCCAGGUCCGCGUGUGCGACUCCUGCUACGACUCCAUCAAGGACGAGGAUCGGACUUCGCUGGCAACCUUUCAUGAAGGAAAACAUAACAUUUCCCACAUGUCCAUGGACGUGGCUAGGGGACUCAUGGUGACCUGUGGGACCGAUCGCGUGAUCAAGAUAUGGGACAUGACGCCUGUGGUUGGUUGCAGUCUGGCAACGGGAUUCUCUCCACACUGA
Messenger RNA from Elephantulus edwardii (Cape elephant shrew), 1248 nucleotides. RefSeq names its product WD repeat and FYVE domain containing 1 (gene WDFY1). The transcript is spliced from 13 exons. Lineage: Eukaryota; Metazoa; Chordata; Mammalia; Macroscelidea; Macroscelididae. The coding region runs from base 1 to 1248 and encodes 415 amino acids. Gene Ontology annotation, molecular function: protein binding; metal ion binding. The record is from RefSeq and is a predicted model, not a curated record.